Ahaetulla prasina is the source of this 2887-nucleotide messenger RNA. It is a transcript of the gene SKAP1, whose product is annotated as src kinase associated phosphoprotein 1. Lineage: Eukaryota; Metazoa; Chordata; Lepidosauria; Squamata; Colubridae. Bases 84 to 1112 code for a protein of 342 amino acids. Gene Ontology annotation, cellular component: cytoplasm; plasma membrane. The transcript is spliced from 12 exons. The record is from RefSeq and is a predicted model, not a curated record. Gene Ontology annotation, molecular function: protein binding.
CAGCAACUGCUAAUAGUAGAAGAAGAAGCAAUAAAUCCUAGCAGAUUUUGUUCUGGUUCAUUUGUUGUUGUUUUUUUACUCUAAUGAAAGCUGCAGCAGAUAUCCUUCCUGAGGACGUCCAGAAACUCUUUGGAGAAGUUGAAGAUUAUCUGGAAAAUCUACAGAGUGAGAGCCUUAGUGCUAGAGCGCGGAUACAGAGAGAUGAAAUCCUAUUUGAUAUUGAACAACUUAAAGAGAGGUAUCAGUGGGGAUUCCUACCAGGAGAUGAGAACAAUAUACAGAAGGCUACUGAAGAUCAAGGAAUCGUUUUAAAACAAGGCUAUUUGGAAAAGAGAGCUAAAGACUCCAAAAUUUUUGGUUCUGAGUGGCAAAGGAGAUGGUGUGUUCUUGACAAUACAGCUUUCUACUAUUAUGCAAAUGAAAAAAGCAAACAACCAAAAGGCAUGUUUGCUAUUGAGAACUAUCAUGCUCAGUUGGCUCCCUAUCUGCGCAAAGAUUCCCGAAGAGAUUGCUGCUUUGAAUUGACUUCUCCUGGUAAACGAACCUAUGAGUUCACAGCUGCUAAUCCUGCAGACGCUACAGACUGGGUGGACCAUAUCACAUUUCUGCUGAAAGAUAUGAACUCCUUCAUUAUUCCCUGUGAGGAAGAAGAGGAGGAAGAAGAGGAAGAAGAGAAAGAGAAAGAAAAGGACUACCAUAAUACUGAUAAAGAAGAAGCCUAUGAUGACAUAGAGAGUUUUGAUACCCCAACUGUAACAUUUAAUCAGGAUUCCACUUUGGACCUGGACAAAGAGGAGACCAUGGUGCAGGGCAAAGAGGGAAUUUAUGAAAUUCUUCCAGAUGAAGACUUCAACAUGUUUGCUCAGGAUGACAGAGAAAAUGCUGGAAACAUCAAAAAUAAAGGAUUCAUAAGGCGUUAUGCAAAUUAUUAUCAAAGUCUGUGGGACUGCACAGGGGGCAACCCAGAUGAACUUUCCUUUCAAAGGGGAGAUUUGAUAUACAUUAUUAGUAAGGAAUAUAAUAUGUAUGGUUGGUGGGUCGGAGAGCUGAACAACGUGGUAGGGAUUGUCCCAAGGAACCAUCUCAUGCCUGCCUAUGAUUUGGAAGAAUGAGGAACAGCAGAAAAAGAUUAUGUGCAUUUCUCCUUGCUUUGCCAUCACGAUGAAGAUAAUUCCUGGAACCUCUUGGCUAUUCAUAUGAAACAGAUGCACACCUGCAGAAGUUGAGUCCAUCAACCCUUUGUCCCCCUUUAUAUGGAAAUAUAGCACUUUGGUCCCAUUGUGUUUUUUCAUUCUCCUGGAAUUUUCAGAGGCUAUAGUCCUCAGGCUGUAUACUGUAUUUCAGAUUUGUCAUGAUCAUUUUGGAAGGAAGAGUCUUUUUUCUCAGAACUAUCAAAAAGUAUAAAGGAUGUCUUGCUGAUAUUCCAGAAUAAAUACUACUGUCACUUUCUGACUGGAAAGUGUUUAUUAUGCUGAAGUGUUGCUUUUUAAUCAGCUGGUCAAUUUUUAUUGUAGCCAAGGGCUAGAACACACCAGCAGUGAAGAUAAUUAUUAGAAUAAAAUACCCAAAUACAAUGACUGAAAAGGAAGAAAUUUAAUUCAGAUCAGAGAAAUGCUCAGGGUCAUUUUCAAUAAAUAUAAGUACGAACAAAGUUUAAAGGCAAUCUGCUUGGGUGUAUGUUUGGUUUUUAAAAAAUUCAACAGAAUCUUUGAAUAAAACUAUAGUCAACAUUUUCCUGCCCGUAAAAUUGGAUGUAAUUGUUGAUAAUGCACAGUUCUUAAACUGAAAAAAAGUUUUUUAGUGUUGUUAUUCCUUAUGCUGUUUACUAUUCAAUUUUACAUAUGUAAAAUUCUUUCUAAUUCUUUCUAAAAUUCUAUCUAAGAUAACAACAGUAAAAUUCAAAAUAAAAAUGUAACAUAAAAAAUAAUUUAAAAUUUUACAUUUUUUAAUAAUUUAAAAUUUUAAUUUUAAAUAAUUGAAAUAUAUAUAAAAAUAAAAUAGGAGCAUAGUUAAAAUAAUAUUGACAUUAAAAUGCAAGUUACAAACAUAGCACAGCAGAAAAAAUAAAGGAGUUAAAUGGGUGAAACAUCAAUUUAUAUAAAAGUGAAGUAAUGUUUUUCAAACUUAGAAAGUUUAAAAUGAGUUAAUUUCAAUGCCCACAAUUCCCCAACAGCAUGCUUUGGAAUUUUAUAUAUGAAUUUUAUGUAUUCAAUACUGGCUGGAGAAUUCUGGGAGCUGAGGUCCACACAUCUUAAAACUGCAAAGUUGGAAAAUACUGAAAUACAGUAAAUCAAUCUCUCUUGAUAAGGAAUUCCAGAAUCAUAGCUGGUAAAUUCUUUUUUCAAUUUCCACCACAUGUCCCAUAGUGUCAGGAAAAGAAUAUUUUUGUGAAAUUUGGAAAUAUUGACAAGUUUGUACUCUAUGGCAGAGAGGCUAUCCUCUACAUACUGUAUUUUUCGGACUAUAAACACACUCACCCCCCCCCAAAAAAAGUGGGUGGAAAUGUCUGUGUCUUAUAGAGCGAACAUUGUGAGUGGGGGAGGGGGGUUGGUGCUGUGCCAAUUAGCUGUUCUAGGCGGUGGGGAUCACUGCCGCCACCUAUCGCCGUUGCCCAUUUGCUGCCUCCCGUUUACUGCUGAUCGCAGCAAUCACUGGAGAUGGGCAACAGCGAACGGGUGGCGCUAGGCAGCAGCAAAUGAGCAGCAGUGGUGAACAGGACGUGGUGGCGAACAGGCAGCAGCGAUAAUGUGCUAACUAGGCUGUUUGCUGUUUGCUGCAAGGACACUAGCCAGAUGAAUACCGGAUGGAUGCUGGGAGGCAGAGGUAGAUUUUUUUUCGUUUUUUCCUCUUCUAAAGCUAAUGUGCAUCUUAUAGUCUGAAAAAUACA